Molecule: messenger RNA, 6042 nt
Organism: Dunckerocampus dactyliophorus (ringed pipefish)
Lineage: Eukaryota; Metazoa; Chordata; Actinopteri; Syngnathiformes; Syngnathidae
Product: zinc finger FYVE domain-containing protein 1
Exons: 12
Coding region: 104-2062 (652 amino acids)
Molecular function (GO): metal ion binding
Source: RefSeq, a predicted model, not a curated record
CACGCGCUGUUGUUUUGAUUGACACCAGUGGUCGGGGUUGAACUUUCGUUUUACCCUCCGUCGUCAAAAACAUGCAGUAAAUCACUGAAAAUCGAUAUCUGAAAUGCUGAUGACAGCAACGGAGGAAAUAUCACUGUGCCCUAUGAAACCAGAGGAGCGUCCAGGCGGUGUACGGAGCUUCCUUUUGGUGGACGACCAGGAAAAUCUCCAGGUCCAUGAUGAGUCGGAUUUUGUUGAGAGGCUCAACUGUGGGGAUGCUGGAGGUGUCAAAGUUAUCUCCAUCUUUGGAAACACAGGGGAUGGCAAGUCACACACCCUUAACCACAUCCUGUUCAGUGGUGAGAGUGUGUUUUACACUUCCAAGUCCCCUAGCUCAUGUACAGUGGGUGUGUGGGCCGCUUAUGACCCUUUCCUUAGCCUGAUUGCUCUGGACACGGAGGGCUUGUUGGGGGCCGCUGCCAAUCAAAAUCAGAGAAUGCGUCUGCUGCUGAAGGUACUGGCAGUGUCUGAUAUAGUAAUCUAUCGAACGCGAGCCGAGCGCCUCCACAACGACAUGUUCCAGUUCUUGAGCAGUGCUUCGGGGGCUUAUCUGAAGCACUUCACUCCAGAGCUGAAGGCCCUAUCCAGCCGCUGCAGCCUGGACGUGCCCCUCUCACAUCUUGGCCCUGCCGUUAUUGUCUUUCAGGAGACGACGCACACACAGCUACUGGGCCAAGAUUCUAAGGCGGCAGGCCAUGGCGACACGCAGCUCCAGAGGCGUUUUCAUGACCUGGGCUUAGGCACAGAUGCCUUCAGCUCAGUACAGUACGUGGGCACCCAAACAAUUACGCCUCCUACUGACUACAGCGGGCUGCUGGAGGCCGUCAGACAGCAAGUGAAGAACACUCACACACGCUCGCCCCGACAUCCCGGCAUAGUGUUUCAUGCUCUAGAAGCCCUGAGUGAACGUUUCUGUGGCGAGCUUUCAGAUGACAAGGUGAAUCUGUACACCUUCUUCCCCGACGAGUACUUCACCUGCUCUGCUGUUUGCCUGAGUUGCAAUAUUCGCUGCAAGAAUGGAAUGAACCAUCUGCGAGACAGGGUUCCCCACAUGGCAGAUGGACUGUGCCAGUAUGCACACCAGUACAACAACAAAGUCCUUAUUUGUAAGAGGUGCUAUGAAGGAGGCAGGGAGGUGACAGUUGUGCCUAAGACCUCUGCGUCCUCUGACAACCCAUGGUUUGGACUGGCCAAAUUUGCCUGGUCAGGUUAUGUGUUAGAGUGUGCCAGCUGUGGCGUCAUCUACCGUAGUAGACAGUACUGGAUAGGGAACCAGGACCCUGAAAGCAGCGUGGUGCGUUCUGAGGUCAAACAUGUCUGGGAGGGGUCGGACACCUUCCUCAGCAACCACCAGAAUGCAGCUCAGAGGGUCCUGGAUGGGAUGAACUAUGUGAUCCAGUCAGUGUCGGAGUACAGCACCGGUCCCACCAAAACUGUCACAUCCUGGCUCACUGACCAGGUGGCGCCACCAUACUGGAGACCCAACACAGAGAUUACGGCCUGUCAUGCCUGUCACAAAAUGUUUGAGGAGGCGGAGCGUAAGCACCACUGCCGGUCAUGUGGCGAGGGCUUCUGCCACCCUUGUUCCAGCCACAGGAUGCCAGUCCCAGAGAGAGGAUGGGGCAGCACCCCUGUGAGGGUGUGUAUGGCUUGCUAUCAGCAGGGAGGACCUCCUGAAACCAACAAUGAGGUGUGUAAAGUCGAGCCUCGUGGUCUCAUCGCUCGGAGAGUGGCAGAGGUGGCUCAGUCUACGCUGGACAUGGUCAGCACCGCUGUGGACUAUCCGCUCUGUUUUGUGAAGGACGUAGCUCGACCAGACUACUGGAUUCCAGACCAGGACAUCACCCGCUGCCAUCAGUGCUCUAAAGUCUUCACUCCAGUGAUGUCCAAGCACCACUGCAGAGCCUGUGGUCAGGGCGUGUGCGGACCCUGCUCCACACACAUGAAGCCUGUACCCUCCAGAGGGUGGGACCACCCUGUGCGAGUGUGUGACAGCUGUAACACCCGCACCAAUACUCUCUAAGCUUUAAAUCUGGAAUGGAUCUGAAGGUACUGUAUGAUCACAGGUGCCGACCAAGUGUUCUUUAGCUCUUCGGCCUUCCGUCACCAUUCUGCUUCAUUUAGUAGAAAAAAUGCGGUCGUCUUCAGCACAGGUUCCAGGUGCUUUGAGUUUUCCUCAACACAUGGAAGUGCUGCACAAAGUGACUUGUGGAUUAAAAGUAUGAAACAAUGAACCAGUGGGAGAUUUUCAGAUGGAAUAUUUUGAACAUCUUUUUAAAUCACGACGCUGACUUUAACCUUCACCUUCUUUCUUGUCAUGUUAGUUUCUUUGGAGUUCACGAAAGGUUAAGAGGAUGGAUGGAGGCCGUCAUGGUUUAGGUCGACUUUGGAGAAAAUACUUUGUGUCUUGUUCAGGACAGAAUGUGUGUUUGUGUGUGGUUCCAUUUGCGUCCUGCGCGAGCAAGAAAGUUAGGACCCUAUGAUUUCCACGGAAUGGCGGAAUUGGCUGAUAAAAACGGAGUGUACUGUUAAACGUGGAAUCUGAAGAAAAUGUAUAAAUUGUGAAUUAAAUGCCGGCAUCGUGAGGAGAAGGAUUAAGUAUUCCCUGUCGGACAACUCAAUCGUGGCAGAAUCUCAUCACAAACACUAACCCCGCCCCCUCCCGAACUAAACAUGGCGAAAUGGCAACCUAAAACGCCGGCGAAAGUUGCCGUAAAACUUGGAAACUCAUCUCUUACGGAGCAUGAAUGGCAGCUGGCUGGGUUAGCUUAGUUUAGCAGAGCAUGCUAGUGUGGCUGUGUGAGCGCCACUUAGGUCGUAUGCGUGCGUUUACACCGUGUUGUGUUUGUAGGAUGCCUGCUGACGUCGUGCAAGUUCUGAGUGAAGUAAGGACGAGAGGCAGAUUUAUUUAUAAACCCAGCUCGUCUUAACCGUCAACGGACAUUCUCAAUACACACAACACACUUCCAGCCUUCAAAAUAAGAGCGCAGUUCGCCACAUCUUGUCUCAUUGCGUAAACAAAAUAAGGGUGUCAUAAAAAAAAAUCCUUCGAUUAACAACGCAAUUAGAAUUGCAUCCGUGACUACGUCUUCCUUAACCACAAGCACGGGCAUCACAGCUUGUUGAGGAUUUUGUAGCAGUGUGUGCGGAGUAGGCCUGUCACGAUAAUCGAGAAAAUUAUUAAUCGAACGAUGGAAAAAAAUGAGGUUGAUAAUUUUGACGCCUAGAUAAAGUGACAUGUGCGACAUCUACAUAUGGCUGUUCCAUUUCCUCGUCUUGCUGUAGCACACAAGCUGGAUGACAAGAGGGUUCACCCUGCUUGCAUCUGAGCGCAUUGGUUGUAUAGUCAAAUGAAGGGAAAGAGUGAGCCUCCUGUCAGCUAUUCAGCGUCUUUGUCACAGUACGUGGAGGAGGUGGCUAGCUAUGGAGUGACUGAAUACACUGAGUGCUAGCUAGCACUUAGCAAGCAAACUCUAAUAUGAAUGAAAGCACAAAAGCGAUAGUUUCUAAGCCGAAAGCCACAGUUCCAGUGUGGAUGUGCUGUGGGGCAUUCGUCCCGGCGGUUGGCAGUUGCGGGGGCGUUUGAUCGGCGAAGUGAAUGUAUAGUGCCGGGCAGCGCGAGCUUGCGAUACCCAGGGCAUGUGAAGUGGUGACACCCCGCAAUUCGUGCUAUAGUAGGCCUCUUCUGUGCCUCGCACAGAUAAGACUACACUUGAGUACCAUCUAGGGACAAUAUGGUCAAAAAAAAAAAAAAAGGCCGAAAUUAUUGAUUAUCGUCGAUAAUUUAUAGCAAAAUUAUCAUUACAGGCCUAGUACAGAGGCAGACAUCCCAUUAGAAAAGUUAGUCUAGCUACGUUCGUUUCUGAAAUAUUGGGCAAAAUUGGCCAAUGACGUAUUGCAUCGAUAAAUUUGUGCAUUUAAUUAACGUUAAUUUUCUUUAUUGUCACAAAAGUACACACUCUAUGCUGGUAAAAUAAGUGUAAAAAGUAAAAAAUUGAAUUCUAAAAAAAUUUAAAUGAAAAAAACUGAAUUUUGAAAAAAAUAAAACGUAUUUCAUAGGGCCCUACAAAGUGAUGUGAUGGCAGUGUUUCUAAUUCCAUGUCCAGAUUUCACCCUCAAAACCUUGUGGGAAAAUAAAUGUAGCGUUUACCGAUCGACAUUCCACUUGUGAGUAAGUGGCCUCCUGCACUGACUACACAGUUAGGUUAUUUUAUUGAUGUCUGAUCCGCCCACCGGUGUAAGAAAUACAUGACACUCACUGCAAGGAGCGCCUAUGCAUAAAAGACUGGACAAACUGACCAACUGCCAACUGUUCAACUUGAUUUUAGUUUGUUUAUUAUGUUUGAAGUAAAUAAAUAAGGUUGAAUUGUCUUAAAAAAAAAACACUUUGUUGUGUGAUCAUAAAUACAUUUAGUCAUGCAACAUCCAAGGUUGCUGCGGCACAUUAACUUCCAAACGUUGACACGGAACUUAACAGCAAAAAGGUUGCAGACUCCUGAUCUACUUCACUUUAGCUGAUGACUGAGGAGUCCUGAUUUUAAAAGAUCUAACCCAGAAAGGUCAUAUCAUAUCAUACCAUAUCUCACAUUGUUGUUCCUUCUGUUAUCAAAGUACAGAAUGAAGAGGUGAUGAAUGGUCACUGACAGAAUUACCAAGCUCAAAAAAACAACAGUUGCGAACUAUGAUUUUUUUCAUUUUACCUACAAAACGUAAAAUAAACUCAAAGAAAUGUAACGGGAAUGUCACAUUUGAACAAAUUCAGCCGUUUGUCUAAAGUGUUAUUCUAACACAAGAUAUUAACCGAUCCACUAUUAACCACAGUUUGGUUUAUUCUGCUAAAUAUCGUUGCAUGAACUUGGUUGAUAUUUUAUUUGUAACACUUUUUUCAGGUAAAAAAAAAGACAAUUUAUUGUGACACAUGUGUCUGCAAGUUGCAAUUUACAACCAGUCGACUUCAAACUUUCACAAUAUCCGACCUAAGAUGUCUGAUAGUUAAUUCAAAAGGUAGAAAAAUAAUAAAUAUAAAUUAAAAAUAAUAAUAAACACAUUAAAAAGUAGAAAAAUAUCUACAGCUGCAGUCAGGGUUUUAUGCUGCAGAUUCCGAUACCAACCAUCCAUGAGUGCGAACGUACCGAUAUGGGUCACAUGGAUUAACAUUUUUUUAUUUAUUUAUGAUUAGAGUUAUUGGUCAAGGGCCCCUGGCAAAUAGCUAAAUAUUGAAAAAUAAACAUUUGGGAGGAUUGUAUUUAAUAAAUGUAUUAAAUACAUUAAUUUAGUUUAAUAAACAAAUCAAAUAAUUAAAAGGCAGAAUAUCUCAUACAUAAUCUCACCUGUUUUCUGGUCAGUGUUUCCAUCUGAAAUUGAAUCCCAAAUUAGCAGUGAGCAGCCACUUGGACAAGUGUGUGUUCAAAUCGAGGUUCGGUAAGGGCAUCAUAAUGGAUAACUGCAAAGAAGAGCAUAGGGGAGAUGGCGAUUAAGGUCUAAUUUAUUUCAGCUGCACUUUACUGCAAGCGCUGCUGCAUCCAUCUCAGGAGCACCACUUCAUUCCAUUCUUUUUCCACCGCUUAUCCUGUUCGAGGUCUCGGGUGAGCUGGAACCUAUCCCAAGUGACUGUGGGGAACAUCCUGGAUUGAUAGAUUCGAUAGAUUAGCCUCACAUGCAUGUUUCUGAGACCGGAGUACCCACCACUUCAUUUCACCAACACUAAUAAGAUCUAACUGAUCUUAGCUUGUACACAUGGCCACCAUCACCUGACUAACACAAUCAUUAGGUUAUUUUUAGGACUUGAAAUUGUCUACUGCAAGUUCCUACAAGUGUGGAUUAUUCUGUGGAGUUACACUUUACACUUUAUCCCCUGUAUCCAGACCCUCACCAACAUUUUCUGGAUUUUUCCUUGGUCCUUGUACCACCCCUCCACAAAGUUACUAUUAGUGUAAUUCUGCUAAUUGACUUAUUUUGAUGAUUGUCAAAAUAUUGAAAAAGUUCAUUAAAAAAUGAAUUGAG